Molecule: messenger RNA, 522 nt
Organism: Fusarium odoratissimum NRRL 54006
Lineage: Eukaryota; Fungi; Ascomycota; Sordariomycetes; Hypocreales; Nectriaceae
Exons: 1
Coding region: 1-522 (173 amino acids)
Source: RefSeq, a predicted model, not a curated record
AUGCCUCACCCCCUUCUUCAGACCGAGGCUGAUCACAGCGCCCCUGUCGUCCUUCCUCCCCCUAACGCUACUUCUCUCACCCCAAAGGAGCGCAACCCAAUCUAUCUCCGCUCCUUUCUCCGCUAUGCCAUCGGCGCCGCCGCCACAUCCACCAACGAAGCCCUCGCCCUACGCGUGAUGAAGCACGACCCCGUCUUCAACACCUACACCCUGAUCCCCAUGAAAAACUCGCGCCUCAAGAAACCUGGUGAUCUUGAGGUCGUUGUCAUCACCGCCGCGGAAAUGAAGAAGAUGCCUGAUCGCUGGGGGGGCAAGAUCACAAAGGAUACAACUACGCGCACGGGCCCGAGUUUGGCGGAGUUUCCGGGCUCGGUUCCUGAGUUUGGGGAGGUGAAGGACGUUGGGCUGGAGGUUCUGGCGUGGAGGGUUUUUGGGAGUGAAGAUAAGGUGUUUAUGGAUACGGAUGGAUUUGGACUUCCGGGCGUGUCGGGAAUGAUUCAGGCUUGGUUCGAGCGUAUCUGA